GGCGGGGCCUGCGGCUCCGCCGGCAGGAGGCCAAUGAGGGGCAGUGCCUGGCAUUAUGCAACCCGCCUCCUGGCCCCGCGAAGCUUCCACUCGGCUGAGGGCUGCAACGGCGGCGGGUAGGCGGCCGGAGGGCGCUCGCGCGGCCAGGUAGGCAUCUCCAGGGCCACCCGGGGACCGGUCUCCCGCCCCAAGUCGGACCGCCGCCACCUCCAGCCUGAGGCGCCGCUCUGGGCCCUGGCGCUCAGACUGCACACCGAUACUGCCCGUGAUCGAACUUCUCAAUCCUCAGAGGCUUGGAUCUCCCACCUCACUCCCCCGACCAGGCCGCCCGGCCCCUGUGUGCACUCGUGGUGGCCUCUCCGCCUUCCGUGUUUCCCUCCUCCCCGCCCCAUGGCUCAGACAUGAGUGGCCCUCUAGAAGGGGCUGAUGGGGGAGGGGACCCCGGGCCUGGGGAAACCUUUUGCCCGGGAGGAGCCCCAUCCCCUGGGCCUCCGCAGCGCCGGUCUUGCCCUGGCCCCAGCCUGGCUGAUGACACAGAUGCCAACAGCAACGGCUCCAGUGGCAAUGAAUCCAAUGGGCCCGAGUCCCGGGGCGCCUCUCAGAGGAGCUCACACAGCUCUUCCUCAGGCAACGGCAAGGACUCAGCCCUGCUGGAGACCACUGAGAGCAGCAAGAGCACGAACUCUCAGAGUCCGUCCCCACCCAGCAGUUCCAUUGCCUACAGCCUCCUGAGUGCUAGCUCCGAACAGGACAACCCUUCUACCAGUGGCUGCAGCAGCGAACAGUCAGCCCGGGCAAGGACCCAGAAGGAGCUCAUGACGGCUCUGCGGGAGCUCAAGCUUCGGCUGCCACCCGAGCGCCGGGGCAAGGGCCGCUCUGGGACCCUGGCCACGCUCCAGUACGCUCUGGCCUGUGUCAAGCAGGUGCAGGCCAACCAGGAGUACUACCAGCAGUGGAGCCUGGAGGAGGGCGAGCCUUGUGCCAUGGACAUGUCCACCUACACCCUGGAGGAGCUGGAGCACAUCACGUCCGAGUAUACGCUGCGCAACCAGGAUACCUUCUCCGUGGCUGUCUCCUUCCUGACAGGCCGCAUCGUCUACAUUUCGGAGCAGGCGGGUGUCCUCCUCCGCUGCAAACGGGAUGUGUUCCGCGGGGCCCGCUUCUCAGAGCUGCUGGCUCCCCAGGAUGUGGGCGUCUUCUAUGGUUCCACUGCCCCGUCUCGCCUGCCCACCUGGGGCGCUGGGACCUCAGCAGGUUCAGGCCUCAAGGACUUCACCCAGGAGAAGUCUGUCUUCUGCCGUAUCAGAGGAGGUCCUGACCGGGAUUCCGGGCCUCGGUACCAGCCAUUCCGCCUCACGCCAUACGUAACCAAGAUCCGGGUCUCAGAUGGGGCCCCAGCACAGCCGUGCUGCCUGCUCAUUGCAGAGCGCAUCCACUCGGGUUACGAAGCUCCCCGGAUCCCCCCUGACAAGAGGAUCUUCACCACUCGGCACACACCCAGCUGCCUCUUCCAGGAUGUGGACGAAAGGGCUGCCCCGCUGCUGGGCUACCUCCCCCAGGACCUCCUAGGGGCCCCAGUGCUCCUGUUCUUGCAUCCUGAGGACCGACCCCUCAUGCUGGCCAUUCACAAGAAGAUCCUGCAGUUGGCGGGCCAGCCCUUUGACCACUCCCCUAUCCGCUUCUGUGCCCGGAAUGGCGAGUAUGUCACCAUGGACACCAGCUGGGCCGGCUUCGUGCACCCUUGGAGCCGCAAGGUGGCCUUUGUUUUGGGCCGCCACAAAGUCCGCACGGCACCCCUGAACGAGGACGUGUUUACUCCCCCGGCCCCCAGCCCAGCUCUGUCUCUGGACUCUGACAUCCAGGAACUCUCGGAGCAGAUCCACCGGCUGUUAUUACAGCCCGUGCACAGCCCCAGUCCCACGGGGCUCUGUGGAGUGGGCGCCGUCGCUUCCCCGGGCCCUCUCCUCAGCCCUGGCUCCUCCAGUGACAGCAACGGGGGUGAUGCCGAGGGGCCUGGGCCUCCUGCGCCGGUGACAUUCCAGCAGAUCUGUAAGGACGUGCAUCUGGUGAAGCAUCAGGGGCAGCAGGUCUUCAUCGAGUCCCGCGCCCGGCCUCUACCCCGGCCCCGCCUCCCUGGUCAGUGGGUGAGGGUGCGGGUGAGGAAUGAGACCUGGGAGUCCCAUGACUUUCGCCCCAACCCAGAGGAGCUCGUCUCUCCCUUUUCUCUCCUUGGCCCAGCUACAGGCACAUUCAAAGCCAAGACCAUUUCCUGCCAGUCCCCAGACCCAGAACUGGAAGUGGUCCCUGCUCCCGUCCAGGCCCCACUCACCUUGACCCCUGACGAGGCGGAGAGGAAAGAGGCCUCCAGUUGUUCCUACCAGCAGAUCAACUGCCUGGACAGCAUCCUCAGGUACCUGGAGAGCUGCAACAUCCCCAGCACGACCAAGCGGAAGUGUGCCUCUUCCUCCUGCACCACCUCCUCGGCCUCGGACGAGGACAAGCAGAGGACGGGUCCAGUCCCUUUGGGGGCCAAGAAGGAUCCAUCAGCAGUGCUGCGCGGGGAGGGGGCCGCCCCUCAGAAGGAGCCAGUGGUGGCAGGCACCCUGAGCCCGCUCGCCCUGGCCAAUAAGGCAGAGAGCGUGGUGUCCGUCACCAGCCAGUGUAGCUUCAGCUCUACCAUUGUCCAUGUGGGAGACAAGAAGCCCCCGGAGUCAGACAUCAUCAUGAUGGAGGACCUGCCUGGCCUGGCUCCAGGCCCAGCUGCCAGUCCAGCCCCCAGCCCCACGGUAGCCCCCGACCCCGCCCCAGACGCCUACCGCCCGGUGGGCCUGACCAAGGCCGUGCUGUCCCUGCACACACAGAAGGAGGAGCAGGCCUUCCUCAGCCGCUUCCGAGACCUCAGCCGACUGCGAGCGCUUGACGGCUCCUCCCCGGGCCCCCUGGCCCCUGGCGAGCGAGGACGCAGGACUCAGGACUGGGCUCUCCCACCCACCUCGUCGCUCGAGCUAGGCCGAGCGCGGCCUCGACCUGCAGGAGGAGCGCCCAGGCUGUGGGAGCCUGGUGGAGGGACCGGAGCCGCCUGCCCGCUCGUCCACGGACCCACCCUGCUUCCUCCCAUCGGCUUCCGUGCCUCUGCCUUCUGCUGCCACCACGGCCCCACACCCCCUGGUCGCCGACACCACUGCCGAUCUAAAGCCAAGCGCUCCCGCCACCACCAGACCCCCCGGGCCGAAGCCCCCUGCUAUGGCUCCCACCCGUCGCCUGUGUCACCCUCGUCUCCCUGGCCUCCCCCACCAGCCACUACUCCCUUCCCAGCUGUGGUCCAGUCCUACCCUCUCCCAGUGUUCUCCCCGCGAGGAGGCCCGCAGCCUCUCCCCGCUGCCCCCACAGCUGGGCCCCCUGCAGCUUUCCCUGCCCCGCUGGUGACCCCCAUGGUAGCCUUGGUGCUCCCUAACUAUCUGUUCCCCGCCCCACCCAGCUAUUCCUAUGGGGUAGCCCAGACCCCUGCCGAAGGGCCUCCUACCCCCGCCUCCCACUCCCCUUCUCCGUCACUGCCCCCGCCGCCCCCCAGCCCUCCCCGUGGGCCGGACUCUCCACUCUUCAACUCGCGAUGCAGCUCCCCGCUCCAGCUGAAUCUGCUGCAGCUUGAGGAGCCCCCCCGUGUUGAAGGGGGUGCUGUUGCAGGAGGUGCUGGAAGCAGUGCUGGGCCCCCGCCUCCCAAUGAGGAGGCCGCUGAGCCAGAGGCCAGACUGGUGGAUGUGACAGAGUCCUCCAACCAGGACGCGCUGUCGGGCUCCAGUGACCUGCUGGAGUUGCUGCUACAGGAGGACUCUCGGUCCGGCACAGGCUCCGCCGCCUCAGGCUCCCUGGGCUCCGGCCUGGGCUCUGGGUCUGGUUCGGGCUCCCAUGAGGGAGGCAGCACCUCAGCCAGCAUCACACGCAGCAGUCAGAGCAGCCACACGAGCAAGUACUUCGGCAGCAUCGACUCUUCCGAGGCCGAAGCCGGGGCUGCCCAGGCCGGGGCUGAGCCCGGGGACCAGGUCAUUAAGUACGUGCUCCAGGAUCCCAUCUGGCUGCUCAUGGCCAAUGCCGACCAGCGUGUCAUGAUGACCUACCAGGUGCCGUCCAGGGACAUGGCCUCUGUGCUGAAGCAGGACCGGGAGCGGCUCCGGGCCAUGCAGAAGCAGCAGCCUCGGUUCUCAGAGGACCAGCGCAGGGAACUGGGUGCCGUGCACUCCUGGGUCCGGAAGGGUCAGCUGCCUCAGGCCCUCGAUGUGAUGGCCUGUGUGGAUUGCGGUAGUAGCACCCAAGACCCUGGCAACCCGGAUGAUCCCCUCUUCUCGGAACUCGAUGGACUGGGACUGGAGCCUAUGGAGGAGGGCGGAGGCGAGGGUGGGGGCGGGGGUGCUGAGGGUGAGGGCGGAGAAGAGGCGCAGGCUCAGGCUGGGGCCAGGGUCUCCAGCUCUCAGGACCUGGCCAUGGAGGAGGAGGAGCAAGGUGGGAGUUCACCCGGUCCAGACUUACCCACCACAGAAAAUGGCACCAGCUAGACCACAUUUGGGGGCCCCCUCCGGCAGUGCAUGAGAAGCUUCCUUCUCCCGUGUUCCACCUCUCAGAACUCCGAUGUGGCUGGACCAACCAAUAGGAAACUGCCCCAGCUUCUCCCACUUAGGGGGCGGGACCCCCACCAGCAGCCCAGGAUCCAGGGGCUGCCUCCUGCUUCUGAGGGUACAGACGGGCGGGGGGGGGGGGUGCGGGGAUUCGUCAGCCCAGCCCAGAGAAGCCGCGUCUCCCAGCUCUGGUGAGGAGCUCUUCCUUCCCCUGGACAAGGUUGCUGACAAGCUGCUCAAGUGGUCUCGUCCCGGCUGAGCCCGAGUCCCGGUCCCUGAGGGUUUGGGGCUGCACUUAUUUAUUGGGGGAGACAGCCCUUCUCCCACCUCCUCCCUAGAGGGGAGGGGGAGGGCCAGCGGUCCAAACCCCUAGCUGCUCCGGGGUGGGGGAGGUUGGUGGACCAUGGAGUCCCUGGUGCUGCCCCUCAGGUGGGACCCAGGUGUUCUCAGCUGUACCCUCUACCGAUGGCAUUUGUGUUUUUGAUAUUGUGUCUGUUGUUAUUUUUUAAUACAAAGAGGAAAA
This is a messenger RNA of Callorhinus ursinus (northern fur seal), 5133 nucleotides long. It is a transcript of the gene PER1, whose product is annotated as period circadian regulator 1. Gene Ontology annotation, cellular component: cytoplasm; nucleus. Gene Ontology annotation, biological process: negative regulation of transcription by RNA polymerase II; circadian regulation of gene expression; entrainment of circadian clock by photoperiod. NCBI's taxonomy places the organism in Eukaryota, Metazoa, Chordata, Mammalia, Carnivora, Otariidae. The record is from RefSeq and is a predicted model, not a curated record. Gene Ontology annotation, molecular function: transcription cis-regulatory region binding; transcription corepressor binding.